Molecule: messenger RNA, 5195 nt
Organism: Salarias fasciatus (jewelled blenny)
Lineage: Eukaryota; Metazoa; Chordata; Actinopteri; Blenniiformes; Blenniidae
Product: probable ATP-dependent RNA helicase ddx6
Exons: 13
Coding region: 901-2349 (482 amino acids)
Molecular function (GO): nucleic acid binding; ATP binding; RNA helicase activity
Source: RefSeq, a predicted model, not a curated record
AGAGCGGGCGAAGAAGAAGGCGACCAUGUUGAUUUAAAGGAAACAGAAACACAAUAGAAGUGAAUCCAACCGCGAACAAUACUCAGCUUUUUAAGAGAAUCUCACGAGAAGCAGCAGCUCGACCACACACCGAGUCACCAGUUACAGGAAUAUCAGAGAAAACCAGGUGACACCUUGGAGCUGUGGACUCGGACUCUGAGGAGGCAGCAGGUCGCUCGCGGCCUCGACUCACACACUUGGCGGAGGGACAGAGGCGUGAGGGACUCCUCCUUUUCUAAAGCGACGGACUGAACGAGCCCUCGCGCCACUUCCGGACUCUCUUCCUCUCAUGCGCGGACCGGCAGCCUCCCGCUCAGAGGACAGACUCGCAGCAUUUACAGACUCCAUGACUUUGGGGAAAAACUAGUACAGAUUUUGGACACCUUGUAUGGACUCAAAGUGGAAACCGGAGAGACUGAGUUUAAAAGUAUUAGCCAGAUUAUAUUGAAGAAUCUAUUCCCCGAGUUCAGAUUGCCUUAGUUGUUCUAUUUCAGGACUUAAACUGCUUUGAUACUUGUUCACAUAUAAUUUUUCUAUAUUGUGCACAAGUAUGUUUAUGCAUAUGGAUGCAAAUUUCUCUUCAUUUUGAAGAGCUUGUGUGUAAAAAGUGUUUCUUUUUGUGUAUGUGUUGUUUUUGCCGUACGUCAGUCGCUCUGUUGUUGAAGGGGACCGAACUGCACGUACAUGUGUAUAUGUAAAUACUACAAAUCCUCUUCUGUUGUCAAAGCUUUUCGACUUUAAAGCAAAAUAAUAAUAGAGAAUAUUGUUUUAACACUUUAUCAAACUUUUUUUUUUUUUUAAAUACCUAAGAAGAGGCAAAAAUCUAAUAUUUAAAAAAACAAAAACAAAAAAGAGGGAAAAAUGGCCACUGCCAGAACUGAAAGCGUGGGCCCGCUCGUCAUGGGACUGAACAAGCAGAACGGGCAGCUCAAAGGACAAACCAAACCCGCUUCAGUCCCACCAGCACCCACGACUCAAGGGAAGAGCGUGGGCGCCGCUCAGGGAGGAGGAGGAGGAGUCAAGUUCGGAGACGACUGGAAAAAGAGUCUGAAGCUUCCUCCCAAAGACAACAGGGUCAAAACCUCAGAUGUCACGUCCACGAAAGGGAACGAGUUUGAAGAUUACUGUCUGAAGAGAGAGCUGCUGAUGGGGAUCUUCGAGAUGGGCUGGGAGAAGCCUUCACCCAUCCAGGAGGAGAGCAUCCCCAUCGCCCUGUCCGGACGAGACAUCCUGGCUCGGGCGAAGAACGGGACGGGGAAGAGUGGCGCUUACCUGAUCCCUCUGCUGGAGAGGAUAGACCUGAAGAAGGACCACAUACAGGCCAUGGUGAUGGUUCCCACCCGAGAGCUGGCCCUGCAGGUGAGCCAGAUCUGCAUCCAGAUCAGCAAACAUCUGGGCGGAGUCAAGGUCAUGGCCACCACCGGAGGAACCAACCUGCGGGACGACAUCAUGCGCCUGGACGAGACCGUGCAUGUGGUCAUCGCCACACCCGGCAGGAUCCUGGAUUUAAUCAAGAAAGGCGUGGCAAAGGUGGACCGGGUCCAGAUGAUGGUGAUGGACGAGGCGGACAAGCUGCUGUCUCAGGACUUCGUGGUGCUCAUCGAGGACAUCAUCAGCUUCCUGGCCAAGAACAGACAGAUCCUCCUUUACUCUGCCACCUUCCCCAUCAGCGUGCAGAAGUUCAUGGCCAAACACCUUCAGAAACCCUACGAGAUCAACCUGAUGGAGGAGCUGACUCUGAAGGGCAUCACGCAGUUCUACGCCUACGUGACGGAGCGGCAGAAGGUCCACUGCCUCAACACGCUGUUCUCCAGGCUCCAGAUCAACCAGUCCAUCAUCUUCUGUAACUCCACCCAGAGGGUGGAGCUCCUGGCCAAGAAGAUCACUCAGCUGGGCUACUCCUGCUUCUACAUCCACGCCAAAAUGAUGCAGGAGUACAGGAACCGCGUGUUCCACGACUUCAGGAACGGACUGUGCAGGAACCUGGUCUGCACCGAUCUGUUCACCAGAGGAAUCGACAUCCAGGCCGUCAACGUGGUCAUCAACUUCGACUUCCCCAAGAACGCCGAGACGUACCUGCACCGCAUCGGGAGAUCAGGGAGGUUCGGUCACCUGGGCCUGGCCAUAAACCUGAUCACGUCGGAGGACCGCUUCAACCUGAAGGCCAUCGAGGACCAGCUGGUGACCGACAUCAAGCCCAUCCCCGGCAGCAUCGACAAGAGCCUGUACGUGGCCGAGUACCACUCCGGCAGCGCCGACUGCGAGGUGGAGGAGGUGGAGGAGAAGCCGGGACGCCCGCAGGACACCUAGAAGAGUGACGGACUCGACUCGCCGGGCUUCUGCCCCGACGCCACACACCAAGCUUCAACCACUGCAUUCUCACUUCCUGUCGCUCGGCGGAGGAGCUGCUCCACCCGCCGCGACCUUUCACCCUCCUGCCGCCGCGCGGCCGCACGGCUCAUCGUCCAGCAAGUCUCCACGAAACUGUUCAGCGCCAAACUGGGAAUGGGGUCCGGUCGGUCUGGGUCGGACCGGGUCGGUCCGGGUCAGCUCUGCUCGAUACGUCUUCUGAAUUGGUUCGGAUCAGUUUGAUUCGAUUGAUCGGGUUCCGUCUGAAUUGGUUCAGAGCGGUCUGGAUCUGUUCAGAUCGGCCCGGAUCGGUCUGGAUCGUCCCGGGUUGGUUCAGACUCGUUGGUCCGGUUGGGUCCAGGUCCGGUUCUUAGGGCGACUCGGUUUGUCGGUUCUCUCUCUUCUCACUGCUGACGUCACUGAAGUGCCUUAAUCACUCACCCAGUCACAGUACGAGCACAAGCACACAUACACACACGCACGCACGCACACACACACAUACGCUCUCAAGCACACACACACACGCACACACACACUCUCACACACACACACACACACACACACUCCGUCUCACGGCUCAAACUCGUUGAAGUUCAUCCAGAAUGUGAACGUUUGUUUUAAUGUGAACGUUGCAAUAAAAAGAAAAAAGGGCAGCUUUAUUUAAAUACUGCGUGACUGUUUUCCCCUCUUUCACCCCGAGUAACACACACACACAGACACACAGACACACACACACCCACCCGUCCCCUCCCGACCGGACCGCCUCUGAACCGGACCCAGACCGCUCGGCCCGUCGCUCCAGUUUGGCGCUGAACAGAAGCAUGUUCCCGUUGUCCUCCUCCUCUUCCCGCUCCGGUCCGUCUUGGUGAAUGUCUGAAGCUCCGCCCCUUCUCUGAAACGCUCCGCCCGGUCCGAGCGUUCUGGACCGCAGGGCGGCGCCGGCGGCUCGGUAGCUUCCUGUGAGACUUUUCCAAACGUAGCAUUGCUGAACAGGCAGCUGAGACUUUCCCCCGGCUGACAGCCUGACGAGGCUUCAGCUCCUCUCUCUUCUCCCCCGACCGUCAAACGAGGCGGCGGAACCCGAAACGAGUCACCGUUUACACUCGGCGUUUACAGUGAGAGAAAAAAAACAAACCCUGAAACCCAGAAACAGGCUUCGCUCGGUGAGAACUCCCUUCCUUUGAUUCCUCUGAAAACCGUUUUCAGGAUUUAACGUCGAAGCAAAACCAAAAAUGUGUGUGUGCGUGCGUGCAUGCGUGCGUGCGUGCGUGCGUGUAUGUAUGUGUGUGUUGAGCCUGUGUUCGUGUGCAUGUCUUUACUGUGUGAAUGCGUAUUUGUGGCUCAUCACAGCUGUGUGCACGCUUGUAUGUGCGUGCACACAGCUGUGUCUGCGCAGCUGUGUGUGUCUAGCGUGUACGUGUCUGUGUGUCUCGUGUGCACGUGGCUGACUGUGUGUGUGUGUGUGCGUGUGUCUGUGUGUGCGUGUCAGAUGAUCACAUGCAGCUCUGAAUUGAAUCCAAUUCUUUGCUUCAUGUCAACAUUUCAUCUAGUUUUGUGUUUUUUUUCCUGUGUGUGUGUGUGUUGGGGGGGGGUGUGUGUGUGUGUGUGUGUGUGUGUGUGUGUGUGUGUGUGUGGUAUGUAUGUGGCUGUGUGUGUGUGUUGGGGGCCGUCUGGGAUGUGGUUCUCUGUUGUUUCUCCUCCUAUCUCCUGGUUUGUGGCCGAUUCUUCCUCCCUGGCAGUGUUUUCUUUCUGAUCCCAUCCCAGACUCUCGGUCCUUCGCCUCCUCUGGUUGAUUCUGUCGUCUGAACCGCCUCAGAUCACUCUGCUCCAUUUUUUUUAUUUACACUUCAAAUAGAGUGGAAGUGUAAAUCUGAGGCUCUGUAAACUCCCCGAGGUGCAGUUUGUGCACUAGGGGGCAGCAGAGAGGCUCCUGCCUUCCGCUGUGGUAGCUCUGCUCAGAUGACACCACCUUUGAUUCCAUCAGCAGAACUUUUAGGAAGACUGAGGUGGAACCUGAAGGGACUGGAAGCUGCUCCAAGGCGGUUUUGACAGAUGAAGCCGUCGGGAGUCGCAGGCGAGGCUGAUGAUCGAAGUUGUGAAUGUUCGGUUGUGUUGUCAGUCUUUUGGGUGGGGGGUGGGGUGGGUCGGUUUGGGGUUGGGGGGGGGGGGGGGGGGGGGGGGGGGGUUUGGGGUUGGGGAUUUAAGUUCUGGAAUGAACUAAAGAAGUGGUGAAGAUUCGGCCUCUAAAUUGAGACGCUGCUUCUGAUUGGGCAGAUUUAAACGAGUCAAAGCGAAGCAGCCGGCGUCUCUGUGGUCUGAGUGAAGAUCUGAUCAAACGACUCGGCGGAACCGCGGCAGCCGCCGAGGAGAACCUUUCUGCUGGGUCCUGCCACAGAAAUGAAGUCGUUCUUGUUUUGUUUUCCAGCUCCAAAGUAGCAGGUUGAGUUUCCCUCCAGCGCGUUGAAGUGACGAGUGAUCACAUUCAGUUCAAAUGAAAAGUCUUUCCUGUCGUCCUUUAUUCGUUUUCGAUGCCACAUUCCAUUCACUUCUUUGUAAAAGUGUAAAGUUACUCUUUAAUUGUCCUUUCAGUUUCUCCUCAUGGUUUUUGGCUUUUUUUUUUUCCUUGUUUUCUUUGGAUCGGAUGAAACGGCAGCGAUGUCAUUUUUAGUGUUUUGGUUUUUUUUAAUCCCAGGAGUUGCAUAAAAGACGGGAGACGUUCAGCAGCUUGUUCGAAUCACUCUGUCCUCCACUGACCAACAUGGAAACAACAUGCAGGGACUCAAAGUCAAUAAAUGACCUGAACUUCA